Molecule: messenger RNA, 4446 nt
Organism: Drosophila ficusphila
Lineage: Eukaryota; Metazoa; Arthropoda; Insecta; Diptera; Drosophilidae
Gene: Oseg6
Product: WD repeat-containing protein 19
Biological process (GO): intraciliary retrograde transport; cilium assembly
Cellular component (GO): intraciliary transport particle A; cilium
Molecular function (GO): protein binding
Source: RefSeq, a predicted model, not a curated record
AAAUGAAAUCUUAAAAAAAUCAAAGCUAUCCAAAAAUAACACACCUGUUGCAAAAAAUACUAAAAAGCCGGCGAGAUAUUCAACAGGUGGAAUAAGAAUACACACAUAUAAGAGCAGGUGUACAGUUGUAGUUGUUUAAUCGCAACCAUGGAAACGGAGAAAUCGUAAACAAAAGCCGGAAAAUUGUGGAUCGCAUAAUGUUCGCUCCCGCAAGAUAGAAACAACUCAAAAUAAUGUCCUUUGAGAAGAUUCUCUACAAAUAUGAGGAACCGCACGGUAUUGGAGAUGUCUACUUCAUAUGGCAGAAGGCUUUAUUGGCCACGACUGGAACGGAUGGCUCGGUGGCCUUGUACAAUCGCCAGGGGCAGCUGGUGCAGCGCAUCAUACUCUCAGGCCUCUGUUCGGGAUUUGCCUGGGACCAAGAGGGUGAUUUGCUGGGCAUCAUCACAAGUGGUUCCCCGAAUAUAACGCUUUGGGACUAUAAUAGCCAGGAGAAGAUCAGCGUGGAGACGGGCCUGCGGGAUCCGUUGACCUGCAUCCUUUGGUCCAAGCAGCAGCAAUUACUUGCUGUAGGCACUGGGCGCGGUAACCUGGCUAUCUACAAUCACGGCAGCGGAAAACGACCUACUCCUGUGCUCGGCAAGCACAGCAAGAGAAUCACCUGCGGCGCCUGGUCGGCCCAGAAUCUGCUGGCCCUCGGUUCGGAGGACAAAAGCUUCUCGUUGAGCAACGAGGAUGGAGACACGGUGCGUGUGGUCCAGCUGCGAGACGCACCCACCGACAUGUACUUUGCCGAAAUGGCCAACGAUGAACGGAUUGCCGGGGACAAUGCCAUCAGCAUGAUCAUCGGCAAGCGUACCCUGUUCCUCUACUAUCUGCCCGAGCCGGAAAAUCCAACGGAGCUUGGGUUCCAAAGUCGAUACGGCUCGCUGAUGCAGCAUAAAUGGUUCGGCGAUGGAUACAUUCUGUUGGGUUUCUCCAAUGGUCAUGUGGUGGCUAUUUCAACGCAUCCCAAGGACGUUGGCCAGGAGUUGUGGCAGGUAAAGAACCACAAGGACACCCUGACAGGAUUGGCCUAUUGUCCAACCCUUGACAUUGUUGCCUCCUGCGGUGAUGACAGCAUUAAGAUUCACUCAAUUACGAAUCUUCAGGAGACAGAACGAAUCAUCACCGUGCCUGACCAUGCCGGGGUUCAGAUGAUUGACUGGUCUCCCGAUGGGCAACUUCUGGCGGUGACUACGAACCAUGGCACAGUUUACAUAUAUGUGACAAAGCUACCGAACCUUUUCGCCGUGUCAGCUCCAAGGAUUGUGUUGCUGAGCAGUCUGGCUGAGGUGUCCAUCUACGUGUACGCACCGGACAAGUCAAAAUCGCUGCCAUUUCGCUUGCCACUGGAGGGAGAGCCCACCUUUAUGGCCGUGGGCCCUUAUAACUUUGCCGCAGGAAUCGAUAAGCACGUGUGGUUUUAUGAUCUCGGAAAAAGCCUGGGCGAAGAACCGCGUCCUUUGAGCGAGAGGGACUUUCCACGAAGCGUAGAGAGCAUGAGGCUAAAUGCCGACUACUGUGCAGCCCUCUGCCCGCCACAGCUCAUCCUUCAGGCCAUAACCGCCGACAAUCCUAACUGCAAGGAUAAACUACAGGCCGUUUUUCCUACCGCGCUACCCAACAUGCCUAGCGAUGCGGUGAUUACGUGUUUCGCCCUGAGUCAGGAGCUGCUGAUAUUUGCAACUGAUAUCGGCCACCUGGUGUUCUACUCCCUGGAGAAGUGGGACAGCUGUACGAUCUACCGGCAUAGCAUGGGCAUCAGGCAGCUGUUUAUGGACAUCGAAGGCACCAAAGUCAUAUUUAUAGAUGAGCACUCUCAGGGUUAUGUCUUUUUACCCGUUGUAGAGGAGGCUUUGCUCAUUCCAGAUAUUCCCAAGCAGUGCCUUGGUUGCUUGUGGGACCUCACGCAGCCAAACAUAUUUAUUAGCUACGACGGAAGAAUCGUGAAUACGCACACUUUUGUGCGCCACUCUGUGCAGGGGACACACACCUUGAAAGUGGGAGAAACCAAGCUCAAUCCCGGACAGUUUCCUCUGCUAUUGUGUGGCGGGGAAAUGGCCCUGCACAUAGAUGGUGGCCAGUAUGCCACGCAGUCGCUCAGCACCCAUGUCGUAAAUCCCAGCAACAGUCAGACGGCGAAUCUUCAGGUGCUUCUGCGGCUGAGGAACUACGAUGAAGCCUACAAACUGUGCAAGCAAAUGAAUCUUAGUAGUGCCUGGCGAGAAUUCGGGGAGCAGGCCAUUGCUGAUUUGGAACCUGAUAUAGCCAUUCGAACCUAUCGCCAGUUGGGUGAAGCUGCCAUGGUAAAUGCCUUGGGAGAACUGCGCUACAUCGAGGAUUUAGACAUGCUUAUUGGCUGCUGUUGCACGCUUUUGGGCCAGUACGAUCUGGCCAAGGAGCACAUGCUGAAGGGAGUUUAUACUAGAGCAGCCUUGGAACUCUGCCGAGAUCUUCUGCAAUGGGAUCAGGCGUUGCUCUUGGCCCACAAAAAUGAUCCCCAGGAAGUCCCCUUUAUAGCUAGGGAGUACGCCCAGCAAUUGGAGUUCACAGGGAACUAUGCAGAUGCUCUUUAUCAUUACGAGAAGGGCUACAAGGAGGAUUUGAUCAACAGCAAGGAGUCUGAUACUACUGCUCUAAUAGAGAGUUCUCCCGAGUUUGAGGAGCAUGUGCGACUUUGCAAAAUGGGCAUUGCUAGGACAUCUAUAAGAGCGGGCGACUUCAGACGAGGGAUUCAAUAUGCCGUAGAGUUGGAAGAUCGGCAGCUUCUUUUUGACUGCGCCGAGCUUUUGGCCACAGUUGGACAUCUUACAGAGGCAGCUGGGUUGUACGAGCGUGGUGGUUUCUAUGACGAGGCUUGUGGCCACUACAUCGCUUUAAAAAUGUGGAACAAGGCUAAUAAUGUCUUACCCAAAGUUAAAAGCACUAAACUUCAUGCGGCCUAUGCAAAGGCGAAGGAGAACGACGGUCACUUCGAGGAGGCAAUAAGGAGCUAUCGCAUUGCAGGCGACUUGGAUGCCUGUGUUAGGAUUUAUCUAGACCACCUGUGCGAUCCCCAUGCAGCCUCUGAAAUCGUUUUGGAGUCCCGGUCAAUGGAUGCGGCCAAACUAUUGGCCAAGUUCUAUCAGAAGAUUGGCGACGUAGAGCAGGCGCUUCAGUUUCUCGUCAUCUGUGGCUGCGUCGAGGAGGCCUUCGCCCUUGCCCAGCGACACAACAAGUUGAGGCGUCAUGGAGAGCUUCUGGAGCGAUAUGAGAACGCAAAAUCCUCUGACUAUCUUGCCUUGGCUCAUUACUUCGAAGGCGAAAAGUAUACACUCCUGGCAGGCAAAUACUACUUUUUGGCCAGGGAAUUUACCAAGGCGUUGAGGUUUUUGCUCAAAGCCUCGGCAUUCAACAACGAGGAACAGGUCUCCUUGUCCCUGGCAAUUGACUGUGUGGCCACAUCUAACAACGAACAGCUGGCCUCCCAGCUUAUUGAGUUUCUGUUGGGCGAAGUCGACGGAGUGCCCAAGGAUCCACGUUAUUUAUUUCGUUUGUAUAUGGCAAGGAAGCACUACAAGGAUGCGGCCAAGACGGCGGUUAUUAUCGCCAACCAGGAACAGCUUGCUGGAAACUACAAGUCGGCAAGAGAUUUACUGUACUCCAUGUACCAGGAAUUGCGACGAAAUAAUCUAUCAGUAACGGCUGAGAUGAGACAUCAGUUUAUUUUACUACAUCGCUAUACAUUGGUGCGAAUUCACGUAAAAUUGGGUAAUCAUUUACUGGCAGCAAAGCUUUUGGUUCAAGUGGCAGCCUGUAUAUCACAGUUUCCAGAGCAUAUAAUUCCAAUUUUAACCUCUACGGUUAUUGAGUGUCAUCGGGCUGGGCUCAAGAAGUCAGCGUUUACCUAUGCCUCCACACUGAUGCGUCCGGAUUACAGGAACCAACUUGACUCACGGUAUGCAAAGAAGAUCGAGUCCAUUGUACGCAAGGCUCCCAAAGGAAUCAAGCAGUUGCGGGACGAGAUCGACGACGAAACCAUGGAGUGUCCCAUCUGCGACUCGAACCUGGCCAACAUGGAGGUGACCUGCUACAGCUGCAAAACCACAUUGCCCAUCUGCAUCGCCACUGGGCAGCACAUCAUCAAGCAGCUCAUGACUUCCUGCCCGCAAUGCGAUUUUCUUUGCUUCCGCGCUGAGAUGGAAAACAUUUUGUCAGAGAAUGGAGAGUGCCCUAUGUGUGGCGAGCAAGUGGCGCCGGAGCAGCUCCUAGAUGUUGAGGACAUUCGUCCUUACAUUCUGGCUGCCUCUUAAGAUCAAUUCAUGAAAUGACUGAAGACAACGAAUAGACUGCACAUCACAUCACAACACCAAAAAAUAUUUACUUAUAAACUGCAAAGCACAAAAUACACUUGAUAUAUCACAA